This is a messenger RNA of Trypanosoma cruzi, 1111 nucleotides long. Its product is annotated as trans-sialidase, putative. Gene Ontology annotation, molecular function: exo-alpha-sialidase activity. The record is from RefSeq and is a predicted model, not a curated record. The annotation marks the transcript as partial. Lineage: Eukaryota; Euglenozoa; Kinetoplastea; Trypanosomatida; Trypanosomatidae. The transcript has a single exon.
CUCCCUGCUGUACAAAAGUGCUGGAAGUGGAGAUAAUAAUGAGGAGAAUAAGGAGGGGUUGAUUGCACUGUACGAGAAGCGCGGUGGGGGACAAUCACCCGGUAUGGUCUCUGUGCGUCUGACUGAGCAGCUGAAGCGGGUGAAGGAGGUGCUGGCGACCUGGAAGAAAGUGGACGACCGUGUCUCCAAGCUGUGCCUCACUUCACGUGCUGCGGUGAGUGCCCUAACUGAGAAUGCCUGCACUACUGAUAAGAUCACGGAUGGGCUGGUUGGCUUUUUGUCCGGCAACUUUUUUUGGAAUACAUGGAUGGACGAGUACCUCGGGGUGAAUGCCACAGUAAAGGAAGGAACGGAAAAAAAAGUGACCAGCACGGAGAAGGGCGUGACUUUCCGGGGAGCGUGGGUGGAGUGGCCUGUUGGCAGUCAGGGGCAGACCGUGCCGUACUACUUUGCGAACUACAACUUCACUCUGGUGGCGACGGUGUCCAUCCACAAUCUGCCGAGGGGAGAUAACCCCAUUCCAUUGAUGGGUGUGCGUCUGGACGGUGGAAAAAAACUUGUGGAGUUGUCGUACGACAGCCAAAAUAAGUGGUGGGUGCUGUGCAGUGACGGAACGACCAAGAGGCUCAGCAGCACUUGGGCGACAGAGACACAGUACCAAGUGUCCAUUGUGCUACAGAACGGUGCCCAGGGCUCCGUGUACGUCGAUGGUCAGCGUGUGUGUGGGAGUGCGCAACGUGGAUUGGAAGCAACAGAACCGCAAGAGAUCUCCCACUUCUACAUUGGAGGGGAUGGAGGCAGCGCAGGGGGCCAAGGAGACGUCUCUGUGACUGUGAGGAACGUCCUGCUGUACAACCGCCCGUUGACUUUUUCUGGCCCCGAUGCCGAAGUGGAAAAAGAUGUUGGGUCACCAGCGGGAGCUGUUUCUCGCACCAAAACAGGGGAUGAAAUGAAAACGGAGGGGAAGCCUGCCACCACACAGCAAGUGCCGACGGCUCCGGACUCCCAUGCCGUUGGGGAAGCAGCGGGUGAUGGCGGCACUGUGCGUGGGAGCGGACUGCUGUCAUCGCUUCUUCUGCUGUUGGGACUGUGGGGGUUUGCGGCUCUGUGA